Messenger RNA from Styela clava, 1848 nucleotides. The record is from RefSeq and is a predicted model, not a curated record. NCBI's taxonomy places the organism in Eukaryota, Metazoa, Chordata, Ascidiacea, Stolidobranchia, Styelidae.
UUCAUACAGUCUUUUUCACAGAAUUUAAUUAGAUAUUUAAAAGCUACCGUAUAUUGGUUAAAAACUCCAAAUAUGGGGAGUUCCUCGCUCAAGUAUGCAAUGACUAUCUUAGCCUUUGUGGUGUAUAUAGUUUCACUCAUAUUCUCCUACCUCAAUUCACUGUCUGGAAUGGGUGGAAAUAAAAACGAGACAAAUGAGACUGCUUUGGGAGGGUUAUAUCUCAAUACCAUUAGAGAGUUAUCAGAAAAAUACAAGAGCAAUAUUCAACCAGCUAGCUGGACUUUCAUUGUCAUCUGGAUGAUUAUUUAUCUCUGGAAUGCAAUUGGUGCAUUUUACAUGAUUGUAGCUCUCUGCCUGAAGAAAGAGGAUAGUCCAACAGUGAGAGAGAAGCCUUUGAUUCCUCCAGUAACCCUGAUAUUCUGGUGUCUGAGCUGGUCAACAUCCGUGGCGUGGAUUUUUGCGAACGACAGAGAGAUUUUGGGACUGGCAAUGUUCUUCAUACUUGCGGCUUGCUGGGUCACUUACGCUGGUCUUGCAUUCUCGUAUCGAAGUUAUUACCCUGAAGUCGAAGAACUGAAACAGCAGAAUCCAAAAUUGCUUUGGCUUGUCCGUAUCAUUUUCCACAAUGGAUAUGCGAUUCUGGCAACAUGGUUGACGUGCGCUUGGAAACUGAUGUUGGCAACUGUGAUCACUUACAAGGGCAGCAUGGGAAGCCCUGUUGCAGAGCUGAACGGUUCACUGACAGCUGAGGACGCUGGCACAAUCUCUCUUGUCAUCCUCCUGUUAGAGAUCAUAGUCUGGUUUGUACUGGAAAACUUCGUUUUUGAAAAAUAUUGUCGCUACACUAUUACCAUCUACCCUACUCUUGUGUUUGCAUUGAUUGGAGCUCUCGUUGGGAAUUACGUCAGUCCCUUCUCAAGGAAUAUGUAUCUGUCUCUUACCGGUUUGAUUCUUUCAAUUCUUGCUCUGAUUGCUCGUACUGUGCUGGUUGCCUACAGGCAUAGGAACGGAAAAGUGGAUGUUGCCUAGAGCGUGGCUUAAACUUUUGGUGUUAUGGGGAUGCAGAGGUUUACUAUUAUUUACGGACCCCCAUAAUAAAUUUAUAGAAAGAAAAACACAUUGUUAUUUACCCCAGACUUACCCCAUCUUCUGAGCCCCACAAUAAGUUUAUAAAUAUGAAAACCCCUUUUUACUUACCCCAUUUAUGGAGCCCCACAUUGUUACUUACCCUUGACUUACCCCAUUUACAGAGACCCACAAUAAGUUUAUAAAUGAGGAAACCUCUUUUCACUUACCCCAUUUAUGGAGCCCCACAUUGUUACACACCCCAGAAUUACCCCAUUUACAGAGACCCACAAUAAGUUUAAAAUUAAAGAAACCCUUUUUUCACUUACCCCAUUUAUGGAGCCCCACAUUGUUACUUACCCCUGACUUACCCCAUUUUCAGAGCCUCACAAUAAGUUUAUAAAUAUGAAAACCCCUUUUUACUUACCCCAUUUAUGGAGCCCCACAUUGUUACUUACCCCUGACUUACCCCAUUUUCAGAGCUCCACAAUAAGUUUAUAAACAUGAAACUCAUUGUUCCUUCGUGAUCAAUGUUGGUGAGUAAAUUAAAGUUUAUUUAAUGACUCAGAUGUAUUUGCUGCUCGGAUGUAUUAUUUGCCAUUAGGCCUAUUGCUUUUUUAGGCAGUUACAAAAUUAGCCAAGACUUUAUUCUUUCAUGGACCCCUUUUUGUAAUGUAAAAAAAAUCAUAUUCCUGUUGCAUACAUGACAUUUUUUUGCAGUUUGAAACGAUUUUUAGACUCUCAGUAAAGUGAGAAAGUUAACUGAAUAUUGAUUUUAGUUGU